AUGGGGUCGUUGGAGCUUCCAACGCGCGCGCUCGGCGCGCAGCGGCCAGGCACGAAUGCAAAGCUGGCUCUUUUCACCCCCGCCAAUUACCACGUGCCACGUAGCAAAACACCGCCGGCUGGCGGCGGAUCCGCGCCCGGCGGCCUCUCUUAUUUCCUCCCGCAUAGCCUCGUGUUCCGCGCGAUCGCCGCUGUGCUGCUCGUCAUCCUCGCCGGCUCCCUGGAGCUUCUCCUGCUUAAUUUCUUCCAAUCCCGAAAUGAGGACGCAGGAGAUGUGGGGAACAGUAGUGUGGUGGCCCUAUCGCCGUGUUUCCUCCACUCCUCCUGCACCUGCCUCCUAGACUGCGACAGACACCACCUACCACACCCUGCCACGUGUCUCGACCUCAGCGCCACGCCGCCCCUCGCCGCAAAUGCUGACUCAGCACCGGUAACAGCAGCAGGAGCGGGGGGAGGGAUAGCGAGAUGGGAGUGGUACCGGGUGACUGCGAGCGGCUCCGGGGAGGAGACGGGGAGGGAGAGGGCGGGGGAGGGGCAGCUGGAGGGAGGGGAGCACCUGAGACCACCUGGCGAUUGCCCUGAGCGGUGCUCUGGUGUCGGCACCUGCUACUCUGAUGGCUGCAGGUGCCCCUGGUCCCGCACAGGGAAGGCGUGUGAGGCGGUGGCGAAGGGCGUGGGGUGUGUGAACGCGUGCAGUGGGCGGGGCGAGUGCGUGGAGGGCACGUGCCGCUGCCAGUACUGGACGUUCGGAGUUGACUGCUCGCUGUUUCUCGACACCAUGGGCAGUGUCAGGCACACCAGCAGUUCUAGUGUUGCUGCUGCUGCUGCUGCUGCUGCUGCUGCUCCUGUGCUCGAUGUUGUUCCCCCUGGGACUCAUUCUACAUCAUGUUCCCCCUUCUCCCUCCCCUUCCUUCUCCCCUUCCCAUCGUCUCCCCCCCCCAGGAACCUCCUCUUCCCCCCGUUCCGCUGGGCGCACCACAUCCCUCCCCCUUCCCUCGCGCUCAUAGCCGCCUCCCGUCCGCUCAUCUACGUCUACGACCUGCCCUCGCCCUCCACCACCUGGCCCCUGCGCCUCUCCUCUCGCUCCCCUCACUCCGAGCCUCUGCUCUUCCUGGAGCGCCUGCUCAACAGCGGGCACCGCUCUGCAACCCCUGAUACCGCGGACUUGUUCUACGUGCCGCUCUUCUUCCGCAAUGACAAAGCACUCGAUGCCAACCUGUUAGCAUCCACAGUUGACUACAUCCGAACCACAUGGCCCUACUGGGACCGCCGCAACGGCUCAGACCACAUCUUCCUCCUCCCGCCGCCCCUCUCUCGCUGCACACUGGAAGAUUCCGGUUCCACCGAACCCUUCCUUUCACGCAGUAUCGUACUCUCCACGUGCGGUUACACCCGCUCGCCCGCUCCCCCCUCGUCCCGCAAUCAAGAGGAGACCCCGGUUCCAGCAUCGUCGGGGUCAGCGCCGCUGCCGCUGCUGCCGUGCUUUCAGCGGGGGCGGGAUGUGGUUAUACCACCUGUGCUGCAGUUCAAGGAUUAUCAUGCAAUUCCGUUCUUCUCGGAAUUACUGAGAGAGGAAUCUAGUGCGGCCAGUGUCUCCCCUGCAGACCCCACCACCACUGCUAGCAGCAGCAGCGCCGGGAGUCUCUCUGUUUCGCCUCCUCGCCCGACAGUGCUUUUUGCGCGCUUUGCUGCUUCAGACCCGCAGCAGAAUCACACGGGUCUGGGUUCCUCUGUGAGGCAACGCUUUCUGGAGCUCUUUGAAUCGCGAGCAGCGGAGCUCAAGUGGCAAAUAGAGGUGCGGGAAUCAGCCAAGGUGCGGGUACCCGACCUGCUCAACGCAACCUUCUGCCUCUCCACGGCCGCUCAGGGGGGGCAUUCGCCAUCUGUAGCGAGCGUGCUAGCCGGGUGCAUCCCUGUGGUGGUCGAAUCCCACACUCUCCUCCCCCUCGACCACCCCCACGGGCUCAACUGGACGGCUUUCUCCCUUCACAUCCCUCUCGCAAAACUCCCGGAUCUCCCGGCUCUGCUCUCCUCCCUCUCCCCGCAAGCUGUUGCAGCGAUGCAGCAGGGGUUGCGCGGGGCAUGGGCGAAGCUGGUGUGGGCGAGCUCUCAGUUCAACCCGUUGCCCCGGGGUCUGGCUGUGUCCCGGGCGUUUCACAGAGCGGCGCUGAUGCUGGCUGAAGGCGAUGUGUUUAGCUCUGUGAUGCACGUUCUGCGAGGACGGAUGGAGGGGGUAGGGGGAGAGGAGAGGGGAGAGGAUGGGGGAGAGGAGGCGGGAGAGGAGGGAGGAGAGGAGUGGGGAGAGGAGGAGGGAGAGGAAGGGGAAGAGGAGGGGGAAGAGGAGGGGGAAGAGGAGGAGGCAGGAGGGGGGGAAGUUGCAGAAGGGAUGAAGGGGGAUGAGGAAGGAGACGGGGCAGUUGAGGCAACUCACAGCACAGAGACCAAUCAAGAGCGCCAGGCGCGCAUACAAGCAGCGCAGGCAUACGACGGGCCAGGCCCGGACCUCUCCCGCCCAUCAAAAUGCCCCGAAGAAUGCACCGCAUUCGGCACGUGCAACGAGGAGCUAGGCCGCUGUGACUGCCCCCCUGGAUUCACCGGGCCCACAUGCCAAACCGUCGCCAUGCCGGAAUGCCACUUGGGGGGGGAGAGCAAGAGCUCAGGGGCUGCAAUCUCAUACGUUACCCCUUGUUCGGUUAUCAGCACUUGUGCCUGCGCUGCUGCCUGUGCGCGAUGGCGUUUGCUGGGGUACUUUGAGUGCUUUGAGGGGAAUCGGCCGGAUGGAACCCCUGAGACAAACCUCUCGGUGGUAUUCUCUGGGACGCGAUAUGCUGUUGCGCUGGAUGCGCAAUUUUGGGAUGUGGGGGCGGGGGUGGGGAAGGGUGGGAAGGGGCGGAGAGCGGUGGUGAGCGAUGAGCCGAGCCCGUGGGCUGGUCCGGAGGAGUCUGUGCGUGGUACGACAACGGGCGCGCGUGUGAGACGCGGGGGGACCUCCCCUUUGACUGCUUCAACGCCUGCAGCGGGCGGGGCGAGUGCAGGCGCGGGGUGUGUGUGUGCCAGCGGGGGUACUUCGGCCUUGACUGCUCUAUGUUCAUCGACGCUCAAGGGAUCACCAGCAAAAAAUCUUGCCCCCUCUUCCGUUCCUCCGCCCUUCUAUCACUCUCUCCUCCUCCUCCUCCCACUCUCCCCACUCCCCCCACUCCCCGCUCUCCUCCCCCCACUCCCCACUCCUCGUUCCCCACUUCCUCUCCACCCAUCCGUCACUCUCCCACUCUCCUCCCACUCCCCUCUCCGCCCUCUCCCCACACAACCCACCACCAGGAUACUGCGCUUGCAGCCCUUCCUUUGGUCCACAGCCGUACCACCCCCUUCUCCCUCCCCCUCCUCCUCCUCGCCCCUCCGCCCGCUCAUCUACGUAUACGACCUCCCCCCGCACUUCAACACGUGGCAGUUCGCCCAAACGCGCUACAUCGACUGGCGAGAGCAAGUCUUCUUCCUAGAGCGCCUCUUGCGCUCCCCCCACCGCACCCCACACCCUGCCCAAGCCCAUUUCUUCUACGUCCCGCUGAUGUUCCGCGCUCGGCUGAUGAAGGCAAACACUCUGGCGUGGGCUGUGUCCUAUCUGCGCUCCACGUGGCCGUUUUGGGACCGGAGCAACGGGUCCGACCACGUGUUUGUGACGAACGACGACUGGGGGAACUGCGACAUUUCUGUGGCCGGGGAGAGGGAUCCUUUUCUCGCUCACAGCAUCACGCUCACUCUCUGGGGGCUCACGCAGAAUAUGAACCUGGAAGAUGCGCCGAACAGGUGCUUUAAGCCGGGGCAGGAUGUGGCUAUCCCGCCUAUGAUGAUCCCUGACGUGUUCCAGUAUGUGGUUGGGGUGAAAGAGAUGCCGCACGUGGUUCAGCCGUUUGAGGGCGACGGCACGGACUGGUCCCGUCUCGCUGUGCUCCUCACAAAGGCCGACAUUCCCCACCUCCCCCGCAUCCUCUCCUCCAUCCCCGACUCUGAACGCCGCGCAAAGCGCCAAGCCAUGCUGGACGAGUGGGUCAAGUUCGUGUGGGCCAGCACCCAGCUGAACCCCUUUGGAUUCCUGCCGAGGGGGUUACAGGAUGAGAUGGCAGUGCGGUUGGCGAAAGGAGAUGUGUUUGCCACGGUGAUGGGUGCGCUGAGGAGGAGGGUUGAGGGGAAGGGAGGCGGCGGGGGAGAGGAUACUGGUUUGAAUGCAGCAGCAGCAGGAGCAGGAGCAGAAGUAGCAGGGUCAGCAGAAUCAGGAGGAGCAGCAGCAGGGGCAGCAGCAGGAGCGAAGUUGGAGCAGCAGCAGCGGCAGCAGCAGCGGUCGGAGUCGUCAGCAUCAUUAGCAGCAAGCAGUGUAUCGGGUGGUGCGUGUAACGAGGCGUGCUACACGCACGGCACAUGCAACGAGGAGCUCAAACGCUGCGACUGCCCCCCGGGCCUCACAGGGGAGGAUUGCUCCGACCUUGCCAUGCCGUCCUGCCACGUGGCACCUGGGUAUUGGACGCCGUGUGGGGUUCUGUCGUCGUGUGAGUGUGCGCUGGAGUGUGAGAGGGCGGGCGUCCCUCCCUUUCCUCUGUGCCUAGAUGAGAGUGAAGGGGGGAAGGGAGGGGGAGAAGAGGGAGGGGGGCAGGAUGGUGCAGAUGGGGAGGUGGGAAGAGGAGAGGGAGAGGGAGAGGGAGAAGGAGGUGCAGUUGGAGCAGAGGCGAAGGAGGAAGGGAGUCAAGGAGAGGAGGAAGCAGACGACCCUGCUUUGAGCCAACCUGCGUGGCAGCGGGCUGGGUGGCAGGGCUUGUCCUCUCUGCUGAAGAAACCCGUGGUGCGGAUGGCGACGGACGGCGCGGGCGGUGAGACAGGAGCGCGUGAGAGAGUGGGAGAGGGAGUGAGAGGGCAGCAGAGCAACGGUGCUGGUGCUGCUACUGCGUCCAGCCCUCUCCCUCUCUUGCACUCGCUGCUGCUACCUUCUGAAUGCCCCGGAAACUGCUCUGGGUUGGGCGUGUGCCUCGCGAGCAAGCAGUGCAUGUGA
Closterium sp. Naga37s-1 is the source of this 5037-nucleotide messenger RNA. The record is from the annotation of a GenBank genome assembly. Lineage: Eukaryota; Viridiplantae; Streptophyta; Zygnematophyceae; Desmidiales; Closteriaceae.